GGCGGCCGCGGCGGCCCAGCAGUUGGCGGCGAGCGCGUCUGCGCCUGCGCGGCGGGCCCCGCGCCCCUCCUUCCCCCCCGGGCGCCCCCGGCGGCGUGUGAAUGGCGGCCUCGGCGGCGGCGGCCUCGGCAGCAGCGGCCUCGGCCGCCUCUGGCAGCCCUGGCCCGGGCGAGGGCUCCGCUGGCGGCGAAAAGCGCAGCACCGCCUCUUCGGCCGCGGCCUCGGCGUCGGCCUCGGCCGCGGCGUCGUCGCCCGCGGGGGGCGGCGCCGAGGCGCUGGAGCUGCUGGAGCACUGCGGCGUGUGCAGAGAGCGCCUGCGACCCGAGAGGGAGCCCCGCCUGCUGCCUUGUUUGCACUCGGCCUGUAGUGCCUGCCUCGGCCCCGCGGCGCCCGCCUCCGCCAACAGUUCGGGGGACGGCGGGGCGGCGGGAGACGGCGCAGUGGUGGACUGUCCCGUGUGCAAGCAACAGUGCUUCUCCAAAGAUAUCGUGGAGAAUUAUUUCAUGCGUGAUAGUGGCAGCAAGACUGCUACCGACGCCCAGGAUGCGAAUCAGUGCUGCACUAGCUGUGAGGAUAAUGCCCCAGCCACCAGCUACUGUGUGGAGUGCUCGGAGCCUCUGUGUGAGACCUGUGUAGAGGCACACCAGCGGGUGAAGUACACCAAGGACCACACUGUGCGCUCUACUGGGCCAGCUAAGUCUCGGGAUGGUGAACGUACCGUCUAUUGCAACGUACACAAGCAUGAACCCCUUGUGCUGUUUUGUGAGAGCUGUGAUACUCUCACUUGCCGAGACUGCCAGCUCAAUGCCCACAAGGACCACCAGUACCAGUUCUUAGAGGAUGCAGUGAGGAACCAGCGUAAGCUCCUGGCCUCACUGGUGAAGCGCCUUGGGGACAAACAUGCAACAUUGCAGAAGAGCACCAAGGAGGUUCGCAGCUCGAUCCGCCAGGUGUCUGAUGUACAGAAGCGUGUGCAAGUGGAUGUCAAGAUGGCUAUCCUUCAGAUCAUGAAGGAGCUGAAUAAGCGGGGCCGUGUGCUGGUCAAUGAUGCCCAGAAAGUGACUGAGGGGCAGCAGGAGCGCCUGGAACGGCAGCACUGGACCAUGACCAAGAUCCAGAAGCACCAGGAGCACAUCUUGCGCUUUGCUUCUUGGGCUCUGGAGAGUGACAACAACACAGCCCUUCUGCUUUCGAAGAAGUUGAUCUACUUUCAACUGCACCGGGCCCUCAAGAUGAUUGUGGAUCCUGUGGAGCCACAUGGCGAGAUGAAGUUUCAGUGGGACCUCAAUGCCUGGACCAAGAGUGCAGAGGCCUUUGGCAAGAUUGUGGCAGAGCGUCCUGGCACUAACUCGACAGGCCCUGCACCCAUGGCCCCUCCAAGAGCCCCAGGGCCACUGAGCAAGCAGGGCUCUGGCAGCAGCCAGCCUAUGGAGGUGCAGGAAGGCUAUGGUUUUGGGUCAGAUGAUCCCUACUCAAGUGCAGAGCCCCAUGUAUCAGGUGUGAAACGGUCCCGCUCAGGUGAGGGCGAGGUGAGCGGCCUUAUGCGCAAGGUCCCACGAGUGAGCCUUGAACGCUUGGACCUGGACCUCACUGCUGACAGCCAGCCACCCGUCUUCAAGGUCUUCCCAGGCAGUACCACUGAGGACUACAACCUUAUUGUUAUUGAACGUGGCGCUGCUGCUGCAGCUGCUGGCCAGCCAGGGACUGUGCCUGCAGGAACCCCUGGUGCCCCACCCCUGGCUGGCAUGGCCAUUGUCAAGGAGGAGGAAACAGAGGCUGCCAUUGGAGCCCCUCCUGCUGCCACUGAGGGCCCUGAGACCAAACCUGUGCUUAUGGCUCUUGCGGAGGGUCCUGGUACUGAGGGUCCUCGCCUGGCCUCACCCAGUGGCAGCACCAGCUCAGGGCUGGAGGUGGUGGCUCCUGAAGGUACCUCAGCUCCAGGUGGUGGUCCGGGAACCCUGGAUGACAGUGCCACCAUUUGCCGUGUCUGCCAGAAGCCAGGUGAUCUGGUCAUGUGCAACCAGUGUGAGUUUUGUUUCCACCUGGACUGCCACCUGCCUGCCCUGCAGGAUGUUCCAGGGGAGGAGUGGAGUUGCUCACUCUGCCAUGUGCUCCCUGAUCUGAAGGAGGAGGAUGGCAGCCUCAGCCUGGAUGGUGCAGACAGCACUGGCGUGGUGGCCAAGCUCUCGCCAGUCAACCAGCGGAAAUGUGAGCGUGUGCUGUUGGCCCUGUUCUGUCAUGAGCCCUGCCGCCCCCUGCAUCAGCUGGCUACUGACUCCACCUUCUCCCUGGACCAGCCUGGUGGCACCCUGGAUCUGACCCUGAUCCGUGCCCGUCUCCAGGAGAAGUUGUCACCUCCCUACAGCUCCCCACAGGAGUUUGCCCAGGAUGUGGGCCGAAUGUUCAAGCAAUUCAACAAGUUAACUGAGGACAAGGCAGACGUGCAGUCCAUCAUCGGCCUGCAGCGCUUCUUCGAGACGCGCAUGAACGAGGCCUUCGGCGACACCAAGUUCUCUGCUGUGCUGGUGGAGCCCCCUCCGAUGAGCCUGCCUGGUGCUGGCCUGAGUGCCCAGGAGCUGUCUGGUGGCCCUGGUGAUGGUCCCUGAGGCUGCAGCCCCCAUUGCCAGCCCAGCUUGGCUGUAUUCUCUGUCCUGUCACCCCAUCCCCGCUCCCCUGGUGGCCUGACUCCCACUCCUUGGUGGCCCCAUCCCCCAGUUCCUCACGAUAUGGUUUUUACUUCUGUGGAUUUAAUAAAAACUUCACCAGUUCCUCA
This is a messenger RNA of Cebus imitator (Panamanian white-faced capuchin), 2773 nucleotides long. It is a transcript of the gene TRIM28, whose product is annotated as tripartite motif containing 28. Lineage: Eukaryota; Metazoa; Chordata; Mammalia; Primates; Cebidae. Gene Ontology annotation, molecular function: transcription corepressor activity; protein binding; zinc ion binding. The record is from RefSeq and is a predicted model, not a curated record. The coding region runs from base 102 to 2606 and encodes 834 amino acids. The transcript has 17 exons.